AUGAUUGCUGCUGUGCGGGAACGUUUGCAGACUGCCUUUUCUUCAUCUUUACGAGUCAUGGUCGCCGCCUACGAGCAACUGCUCCUCUUUGGAGACUCCAUCACCCAAGCUGGCGCGGUUGAGGAUGGCUUCGGCCUGACUGCGCCGCUACAACAUGCCUACCAGCGCCGCCUUGAUGUUGUCAAUCGAGGAUUCAACGGUUAUAACACGGAAAGGGCUUUGCAAGUGCUGCCGAGACUCGUUCCGGCGGCCAGCGAGGCCAAAGUGCGCUUGAUGACCGUCUUCUUCGGUGCCAACGACGCCUCACUCCCUGAAAGUACUAAUAAACAGCACGUGCCGCUGGACCAGUAUACGGAGAACCUGAGGACGAUAUGCACGCACGAGGCGGUCAAGGCCCAAAAUCCCAGCAUGAUCAUCAUUACACCUCCUCCCGUCAAUGAGUAUAAGAUGGAGAUGAACGAUCUAGCCAAGGGGUAUAGAGCGCUCCAGCGCACGGCCGAGCAUACGCAAGCCUAUGCAAAUGCCGCGCGCAAGGUAGGCGAGCACCUCGGCAUACCCGUCCUAGAUCUUUGGACUAUUUUUAUGACCAGAAUCGGCUGGGUAGCGGGGGAGCCACUGCCUGGGUCCAAGAGUACCGAGAGGCACGCCGUGCUCGAGGAACUCAUGUACGAUGGGCUUCAUUUGUCACCCAAAGCGUACGAGAUUGUGGUUGAGGAGCUGAUGGGCUUGAUUGCGAGGGCGUAUCCGGAGCAGGUACCCGUGAAGCUCCCGUAUGUCUACCCGGACUGGAAAGACACGGAGCGGUGGGCGAGGUUCUGA
Molecule: messenger RNA, 819 nt
Organism: Aplosporella prunicola CBS 121167
Lineage: Eukaryota; Fungi; Ascomycota; Dothideomycetes; Botryosphaeriales; Aplosporellaceae
Exons: 7
Coding region: 1-819 (272 amino acids)
Biological process (GO): lipid metabolic process
Molecular function (GO): lipase activity
Source: RefSeq, a predicted model, not a curated record